Messenger RNA from Salvia hispanica, 1751 nucleotides. The record is from RefSeq and is a predicted model, not a curated record. Lineage: Eukaryota; Viridiplantae; Streptophyta; Magnoliopsida; Lamiales; Lamiaceae.
CCAUAUAUACUCCCCUCUUUCUUUUAUAACAAAACCAAGCAAACAUGAUAUCUCCUAACUCAAUCCUUCUCAUACUAAACCUAGCAAUUCUUGCACUAUCUCUGCCUGCAUCCUCCCAAACCAUCCCAGACAAAUUCUACCAAUGCAUCACUCUCAAUUCCGAGCUCUCCAUCCCAUUCUCUGCCGCCUUCUUCGCCCCCGGCAACGCCUCGUUCGCCCCUCUCCUACAAUCCUCCGCGCAGAAUUUCCGAUGCCUGGUCUCCACCGUGCCCAAACCUACGCUCAUCUUCACCCCCUACACCGAGAACCACGUCCAAGUCGCUGUCACUUGCGCCAAGGACCUCGGCAUCCUUCUCCGGGUCCGUAGCGGGGGCCACGACUACGAGUGCCUCUCCUACAUCUCCACCACGGCGGACGAGCCCUUCAUCGUCCUCGACCUGUCAAAGCUCCGCUCCAUCACUGUCGACCUUACGAGCAACAGCACAUGGGCCCAGGCCGGCGCCACUAUGGGGGAACUCUACUACAGGAUCUCCCAGAGGAGCAAGACCCACGGCUACGCGGCCGGCCUGUGCACUAGCCUCGGCAUAGGCGGCCACAUCACCGGCGGCGCCUACGGCACCAUGAUGCGGAAAUACGGCCUCGGAGCCGACAACGUGAUCGACGCAAGAAUAGUCGACGCCAGCGGUAGAAUCCUCGACCGGGCGUCUAUGGGCGAGGACCUCUUCUGGGCCAUCCGAGGUGGCGGAGGCGCCAGCUACGGCAUCAUCCUCGCCUGGAAGGUCAAGCUCGUCCUGGUCCCGGAAACUGUCACGGUCUUCUCUAUUCCCAAGACCCUCGAGCAAGGCGCCACGAAGAUUCUCUACAAAUGGCAACAAAUCGCAGACAAAGUCGACGAAGAUCUCUUCAUGAGAGUCAUCAUACGGAAGGUGCAGAGUGCCGGGAAAGACGAUCGCACGGUCCAAACUCUCUACAACGCCGUCUUCCUCGGAAGAUCCGACAGAUUGCUCCAGGUGAUGCAACAGAGCUUCCCGGAAUUGGGACUAACCGAGAAAGACUGCACGGAAAUGAGCUGGAUUCAAUCCGUGCUCUACAUUGGAGGCUUUCCGAGAAACGCGCAACCCGAGAUUCUCCUACAGGGGAUAUCUCUCUCCAAAAGCUACUUCAAAGCCAAGUCAGACUUCAUCAGAACUCCCAUACCUGAAGAUGGGCUGCUAGGGCUGUGGAAGAAGAUGCUUGAAGAAGAUAUCCCAUUUAUAAUCUUCAACCCUUACGGAGGGAUGAUGGCCAAUAUUCCGGAAUCCGAGAUUCCAUUCCCGCACAGGAAGGGCGUGAUAUUCAUGAUCCAGUACAUGAGCAUCUGGACAGACGAUAAGCCAGAGACGGCAGCGAAGCAUGUGGAUUGGAUCAGGAGGCUGUACAACUACAUGGCCUCGUACGCCUCCACGUUCCCCAGAGAGGCGUACGUCAACUACAGAGAUCUUGAUCUGGGAAUGAACAAGAACAGAUCGAGUUUCAUACAGGCGAACUCAUGGGGCACGAGGUAUUUCAAGGACAAUUUCAACAGACUUGUGAAGGUGAAGACUAAAGUUGAUCCUGGUAAUUUCUUCAGACAUGAGCAGAGCAUUCCAACUCUGCCAUUGAUGAACCAUGGUGGAGAGAACAGCAUGAUGCACUAACAAAUCUCUAUGCUUAGUAAUGUAAAAGUUUGACAAGAUAUGCUAUGUUUAUUAGUAUAAGUGAUGUGUUUCAGA